AUGAACGACGAGGACGCUAUUCAGAACAUCCUCAAGAAGAUUGAGCGCGAAAAGGCUCUUCUCAACGCCGCCAAUGCCAUGCGGGCGCAAACCAACAAUGAAGCUGUUCGAUCACGACUCGACUCUCAGAUGCGCGAUGGUCGCCGGAAUCUGCAGUUCUUCGAGGAAAAGCUUCGUGAGGCUCAGUUGCGUCGUGGUAUGGACAACAUGUCCCUCGGUUCCCCAACCGGCGAUAGUAGGCCCCUCAGCGGCGAUAUGGACGACGUGCCUCCGCCUCCUCCCAAGGAUUCUGGCUGGGAACAGCGCGGUGGCUACGGCGCUGGGAGCGCGACUUCUGGCGGUAAUGUCCAGUACAGCCAGAUUGGCGGCCAUGCCGACCUGAUGCCUCCCCGUCAUCCAUACGCCAACCCUGGCCCUUCGUCCGUCCCCAAGUCGCGCCCCAACUUUACCAAGCUCGACCUGAUCAAAUAUGAUACCCCCUACCUCGGCCCUCGUAUUCAGCUCAUGCUGUCGCAAAUUCAGUUCAAACUCAACGUCGAGGAACAGUACCUCAAGGGAAUUGAAAAGAUGGUCCAGCUAUAUGGUAUGGAAGGAGACCGCAAGAGCAAGGCCGAUGCCGCUGCUAGGAGGGUCGAGUCCAAGCAGAAAAUCCUUCUGCUGAAGCAGGCCAUGAAGCGCUACGAGGAAUUGCACAUCGACAUGGAUACGUCUGAUGCCCAAGACGAUGAUUCGAUCAACGUGCCAAACUUACGCAAGCCUCUGACUGGCCAGCUCUCCAUCCGGGUUGGACAAAUCAAGGACGUUGACCACGCUUCCAUGAGUCGCUUCAGCCGAGGUCCCGAAACCUUUAUCGCUGUCAAGGUCGAAGACAAUGUGGUUGCCCGCACAAGAGUUACUAGGACCGACAAGUGGGAAGCCGAGUACCACACCAUCGACGUGGACAAAGCCAACGAGAUCGAGCUCACAGUGUACGACAAGCCCGGCGAGCAUGCCAUUCCUAUCGCCAUGCUGUGGGUGCGCAUUUCUGAUAUCGCCGAGGAGAUGAGAAGGAAGAGGAUCGAGGCCGAGAUCAACAACUCUGGAUGGGUGUCGGCUGACAGAAUGGGUGCUCCGCCGUCGCAAUUUCCCAUGAACCCCCCUCAGCAGCAACAGUCCUUCGGUGGUCCUCCUUCGUCACCCGGUCUUGCUCAGCCGGGUGCGCAGGGCCAGCAAGCGCCUGGUGGCAUGCCGAAUCCCCCAAUUGCUCACCAACCUAUCGACGGCUGGUUCAAUCUCGAGCCUGCCGGCCAGAUCCAGCUUUCCUUGGGAUUCCUCAAGCAGAACAAUGCCCGGCGCCCUGUCAACCUUCAGGGACUCGGUCGUGUUGGUGCCGUUCGUCAGCGUAAGGAGGAGGUGCACGAGAUGUACGGCCAUAAGUUUGUCCAGCAGCAGUUCUACAACAUAAUGCGCUGCGCUCUUUGUGGAGAUUUUCUCAAAUACUCGACCGGCAUGCAGUGCGAGGAUUGCAAGUACACCUGCCACACCAAAUGUUACGCGAGUGUGGUCACCAAAUGUAUUAGCAAGAGCAACGCUGAGACGGAUCCGGAUGAGGAGAAGAUCAACCACCGUAUCCCGCACAGAUUCCAGGCCUUUUCUAACAUGACAGCCAACUGGUGCUGCCAUUGCGGCUACAUCUUGCCAUUUGGCAAGAAGAACUGCAGAAAGUGUGCAGAAUGUGGUCUCACGGCGCACGCGGCUUGUGUUCACCUCGUUCCUGAUUUCUGCGGCAUGUCUAUGGCAGUGGCGAAUCAAAUCUUGGAAGGCAUCAAGACUACUAGAAUGAUCACCAAAAACAAGACUUCGUCCUCUCUGAGCGAACGCACGCUGAGGAAGCCAACCAGCCCGACAAGCACUCUGGGCUCUCCUCCCCACAGUGGUGGACAGGCGCAUUAUGCUGGAGGCUCGCCGGAAGCGACCGAGGCAGCCAAGCUCAUGUACCAGCAGCAGUCGCCGUCGGGCCAGCGACCGUCGCACCCUGAUCGUACCGCUUCCAGCACAGCGGCGGCGGCGGCAGCAACGGCCGCAAUGAGCGGAACGAUCGCUUCGCAGCCAAAGUCCCAUUCGCAGGAUUACGGGCAGUAUGGUGGACAUCCCGGCUACCCCCCUCAGGCCGAGCAAGAGGAUCCUUACGGCGGGCGCAAGUACAACCCUGCGGAUUACGCGGCAGUCAACCAGCAAGCUGCUUCGUACGCUCAGCAAUCCCCCGUACAACAGCAACAACAACGGCCUGUUCAGCAACAGCAGCAGCAGCAGCAGCAGCAACCUCUGCCUCAGCAGUACCAGCAGCCAACUCAACAGCAAAUGUAUCAGCAACAGCCCGUCUCCUCGCCCAAGUUGCAGGAGCCUCCUCAAAUCUCGCCCAUCUCGUCAUCUGGAGGCGUUCCCAGUGCUGGUCGUAAGCCUUUGCCAUCUGCUACGGACCCAGGUACUGGCCAGCGUAUUGGUCUGGACCACUUCAACUUCCUGGCUGUGCUGGGUAAGGGCAACUUCGGAAAGGUCAUGCUUGCGGAAACGAAGCGAUCUAAGAGGCUUUACGCCAUUAAGGUGUUGAAGAAGGAAUUCAUUAUCGAGAACGAUGAAGUGGAGAGCAUUCGGUCCGAGAAGAGAGUGUUCCUCAUUGCUAACCGGGAGAGACACCCCUUCUUGACCAACCUCCACGCGUGUUUCCAGACGGAGACGCGUGUCUACUUUGUCAUGGAGUACAUCAGCGGUGGUGAUCUCAUGCUUCACAUUCAACGGGGCCAAUUCGGUACCAAGCGAGCUCAAUUCUACGCUGCCGAGGUCUGCUUGGCGCUCAAGUAUUUCCAUGAGAACGGCGUCAUCUAUCGUGAUUUGAAGCUUGACAACAUUUUGUUGACACUCGAUGGACACAUCAAGAUUGCCGAUUACGGUCUUUGCAAGGAGGACAUGUGGUUUGGCUCCAACACUAGCACCUUCUGUGGUACGCCCGAGUUCAUGGCACCAGAGAUUCUUCUCGACAAAAAGUACGGCCGCGCCGUUGACUGGUGGGCGUUCGGCGUCUUGAUUUAUCAGAUGCUCCUCCAGCAGUCUCCUUUCCGCGGUGAGGACGAGGACGAAAUUUACGACGCCAUUCUGGCUGAUGAGCCUCUGUACCCCAUUCACAUGCCUAGAGACUCCGUGUCGAUCUUACAGAAGCUUCUUACUAGGGAGCCUGAUCAGCGUCUCGGCAGUGGUCCCACAGAUGCGCAAGAAAUCAUGAACCAGCCGUUCUUCAGGAACAUCAACUGGGAUGACAUCUACCAUAAGCGUGUUGCACCGCCCUUCCUGCCUCAGAUCAAGAGCGCCACUGAUACCAGCAAUUUCGACUCUGAGUUUACGAGUGUCACGCCUGUCUUGACCCCUGUCCAAUCCGUUCUCUCGCAAGCUAUGCAAGAGGAGUUCCGUGGCUUCUCUUACACUGCCGACUUUGAAUAG
Molecule: messenger RNA, 3474 nt
Organism: Colletotrichum graminicola M1.001
Lineage: Eukaryota; Fungi; Ascomycota; Sordariomycetes; Glomerellales; Glomerellaceae
Exons: 7
Coding region: 1-3474 (1157 amino acids)
Biological process (GO): fungal-type cell wall biogenesis; protein phosphorylation; signal transduction
Molecular function (GO): diacylglycerol-dependent serine/threonine kinase activity; ATP binding
Source: RefSeq, a predicted model, not a curated record